GCUUCACAGCUUAACCUUUACCUCUUCGUUUCUUCAUUAAUACCCCUCUCUCUCUAUCUAGGGUCCUACCCGUUUAUUUUUUUUCUCUCAUCCUAAUGCGUCUUUAUUUCACAAACUGCUCAAUUAACAAGUUACUACUUUUCUAGGGUUCUCCAAGUUUUUCAGUUCUCAAGUCUGGGGUUUGCUUUUCUUUUUUUUUUUGCAGGUCUCUCUCCCUACCUCUUGCUACUAUUGCAGGCCUUUCUUUUUACGGGCCCUUCUCUUUCUUGUUCUCUGUUUCUCCGAUCUCUCUUCAAUGCCUUCAUCUAGAGAAUUCAACGUCCCGCCUGUGAUUUUCCCAAAUCCAGGCCCUCAACAAAGAAGAGCCCCUUCUACUCCUUUCCAACCCCAAACCAUGCCUCAGUCUCGCCCGCCUAAUCCUAAUCCUAACCCCAAUCUUCCUUUCAUGUCCUUUGACAUGAGCUCUGCUUCCGCCUCCUCUUCCUCCUCCUCCCAUUUCUCUGCUCCCAUCUAUGGAAACCCUACGUUUGAAGACGAUCUGCCUCUCCUUGAAGAGCUCGGUAUAAACACUCGACAAAUUUAUAGGGAAACCCAAUCGAUUCUCAACCCUUUUAAAUCAAAUCCUAGUUUUUUUGAUGAUGGAGAUUUAUCAGGCCCCUUUCUCUAUCUAUUGCUUUUUGGAUUGUUCCAAUUACUUGCAGGAAAGCUCCAUUUUGGUAUCAUAUUGGGGUGGAUCUCGGUGUCAGCUUGCUUUAUCUAUGUCGCGUUCAAUAUGUUAGCUGGGAGUAAUGGGACCUUGACGUUGUACACUUGCUUGAGCUUGGUUGGAUAUGGUAUGCUCCCCAUUGUUAUUUUAUCUGCAAUUUCUCUAUUUAUUCCACAAGGGACAAUGGUCAUGUAUGGAUUGGGGGCCUUCUUUGUGAUGUGGUCGACUAGGGUUUGUACCAGGCUUCUUAUUGGUAUUGCUUCUUAUGGGGAAGAGCAUCGAGGAUUGGUGGCUUAUGCUUGUUGCUUGGUGUAUCUGCUAUUCUCUUUGUUGGUUUUGUUCUGAUGGCGCAGAGGAUUUGGAUCUGGAUCUGUAUUUUUGGAAUCUUCCUACAUAUGGCCAUCCUCUCUCAAGGGUUCAUUGGGAAUUUGUGUUCCCCGUCUUUCAGUUGUGGCCCUCUCUCUUUCAUUUCUUAGGGGAGUGAUCCUUGUGGUAGCAAUUUCAGACCUUCCAGGUCAUUUCCCUCUGCACCCAUUGAAUGGUGUGCUGGUUCAGUUUCUCUCUAGCCAGGUGCUUCGAACUCCAAAGCUUUUUUACAAGCUUCUAGACAUGUGUUUUUGGAUGAAUUUGAAAGAAGCUUUGGAUGUUAGGACCAUCUUAGUGUCGUUGAAAUCUUCACCUGCAGUUUGCAUAAUCUUUCCUACAAAGGUGUAUCUGAUGAAGAGGUGGUCAUGAUCUUCGACAUUGGCUUUGCAUAUGAAGUACAUAUUACAUCCAAGUAGCCCCACUUUUGCACUUUAUUGGCGGCCAGUAGCUUCCUUUGCAAAGCCAUCCAUGUAAACCAUGGCAUGAAUCUUUUAUAAUAGUAGAUAUUGAAGGAUCAGUACA
This is a messenger RNA of Amborella trichopoda, 1594 nucleotides long. RefSeq names its product Integral membrane Yip1 family protein. Gene Ontology annotation, cellular component: trans-Golgi network. Gene Ontology annotation, biological process: vesicle fusion with Golgi apparatus; endoplasmic reticulum to Golgi vesicle-mediated transport. The record is from RefSeq and is a predicted model, not a curated record. NCBI's taxonomy places the organism in Eukaryota, Viridiplantae, Streptophyta, Magnoliopsida, Amborellales, Amborellaceae.